Archocentrus centrarchus (flier cichlid) is the source of this 1167-nucleotide messenger RNA. Its product is annotated as adhesion G-protein coupled receptor G1-like. NCBI's taxonomy places the organism in Eukaryota, Metazoa, Chordata, Actinopteri, Cichliformes, Cichlidae. The record is from RefSeq and is a predicted model, not a curated record. Gene Ontology annotation, biological process: adenylate cyclase-activating G protein-coupled receptor signaling pathway; cell surface receptor signaling pathway. Bases 1 to 1167 code for a protein of 388 amino acids. Gene Ontology annotation, cellular component: plasma membrane. Gene Ontology annotation, molecular function: G protein-coupled receptor activity. The transcript has 11 exons.
AUGAAGAUGACCUUGUUUGGAGCAUCACAUGAACUAUAUAAUCGACAGUUGGUUGGCCUGACUCUAAAGGACAAGAACAUAUCAGGGCUGCGUGAACGCGUCAACAUCACCAUGGAGAUGACCGAGUACAUAAAUGAAACUCAAGAACCAUCCUGCCAGUUCUUAAAUUUUUCAACAAGAAACUUUAGUUCAGAUGGCUGCAACACCCUGUGGACACGAGGUCAGACUAACCUCACCUGUUCCUGUGACCACCUCACAUACUUUGGUGUGCUCAUGAUCAAUGCUCAAAUCUCAAAAGAAGACAGCGAGAUCCUAAAUUAUAUUACUCUGAUUGGCUGUAGUCUCUCUCUUUGUGCCUUGGUCAUCACCACUUUGCUCUUCACCUCAAACAGAGUACUCAGAGUAGAUGUUUCUAUGAAGGUCCACAUCAAUCUUGUAAUUGCUCUGAUGCUCCUCAACCUGCACUUCCUGCUAAGCUCCACACUGUCAGCACAGCCCUCCUCUGGACUUUGUUUGUACAUGGCCCUUUUCCUUCAUUACUCCCUGCUGGCCGGUUUCAGCUGGAUGGCCUUGGAGGGCUUCCAUCUCUACCUCCUCUUAGUCAAAGUCUUCAACAUCUAUGUCCAGAGAUACCUGCUCAAACUGAGCAUGGUGGGAUGGGGUGUCCCUGCAGUCAUUGUGUCAGUGGUGGUGAUCAUAAACAGAGACUUUUAUGGCCAAGCCCCUCUGAGCACGUCUAAUGACACAAUAUGUUAUAUAAAAAAUGAAACAGUGAAGUACGUGACAACACUGGGGGUGUUCAGCGUGGUCUUCCUCGUUAACAUGAUCCUGUUUGGGGUGGCACUCAGACAUGUUUUUAUUCUCCGCCGUGUCAAAGAGGUACAAUUUUCUUCCUGCUGGUCCAAGAAGAAAGACAUUUUCACCCUGCUGGGAGUCAUCACCCUGCUCGGCAUUACCUGGGGCCUGAUCUUCUUCUCUUUUGGCUACCUGACCACUGCUGGGCUCUACGUCUUCUCCAUCCUGAACUCACUGCAAGGUUUCUUCAUAUUCCUGUGGUUUGCGAUGUCACUGAGAAAGGGCAAAAGGACAGCAACUGCUGCAACAACUGAUGCAGCAACUAGUGCAGCUGCGAGGAUGAGCAAUGAAAUGCGCAGCACUAGCCAGUAG